CGGCCCCGCCCCGCCCCACGCGGAAGUGCCGCGGCCCGCGGGCCCAUGGCGGAGCGGGGUCAUGUCGCUGGUGCUGGCGCUGCUCUCGCAGGCGCUGAGCCGGGUGUGGCGGAGCCCCGCGAGUAGGGCUCGCCAUGCCCCCCCGAGCCGCGCCAUGGAGCACGACAGGGCCAUCGAGGUCUACGAUAUAAUCCGGACUAUCCGGGACCCGGAGAAGCCGAACACUUUGGAAGAACUGGAAGUGGUGACAGAAAACUGUGUGGAAGUGCAGGAGAUAGGGGAGGAUGAAUAUCUGGUCAUCAUCAGGUUUACACCAACAGUACCUCAUUGUUCCUUGGCCACUCUCAUCGGCCUUUGUUUAAGAAUAAAACUUCAGAGAUGUUUGCCUUUUAGACAUAAGCUGGAAAUCUACAUUUCUGAGGGCACACAUUCCACUGAGGAGGACAGCGUUGUGUUUGGAACAAAAGGAGGUGCUGCUGAAUAAUUAACAUGAAGAGGUGCCUCACCCAUUGAUCUCGCUGUCCUAAAACCUGCACAACAAAAAUUGAUGUUUCUCAGUCAGUUUUUGAUGUAAAGCUUGCAGGACAUGGAUGUUCUGCACAGCCAGAGUCAGGCACUGCCUUAAGCAGCCGUGGAGUCCAGGCAGUGCCCUGGGCUUGAGCAUUCAGUGUCUGGCAAAAAUAGGUUGUUUUGGUUAAAUAGCUAGAAACUGAACCUGGAGAACCUGGGCUACUAAUUUAUCAUUAAUUUCACUCUUGAUUUUGGGACAUGUCAUUGGAUCACCUUACAUGCUUUUCCUAAACUAGAAGAGUGACAAGAAUUACUGAUGUCCAGUGGUUGUUUUGUUGUGACUGAGCUUUCAUUUACCUUGUUCCCCAUUUCCAGUAAUCCUCCUUGUAAUGUCCUUUUCCCCUGAGCAUCCCCACGCCCUCGGCUGUCCCUGGGAGCCCCUGAUCCCCCCUCUCCCGGGUGUU
Corvus hawaiiensis (hawaiian crow) is the source of this 974-nucleotide messenger RNA. It is a transcript of the gene CIAO2A, whose product is annotated as cytosolic iron-sulfur assembly component 2A. Bases 62 to 484 code for a protein of 140 amino acids. Lineage: Eukaryota; Metazoa; Chordata; Aves; Passeriformes; Corvidae. The transcript is spliced from 5 exons. The record is from RefSeq and is a predicted model, not a curated record.